AUAAGUGUACAACAACAAAAACAACAAUAACAUCAAUAAAAUAACGAACAACAGUCAUCAAUAAUAUAAAUAAUAACAAUUAUAAUAAUAAUUAACAACUUGCAAUUAUGUUCAAAACAUAAUUUUAUUUGACGGGCACCAGAGAUCAGAGUAUACAUUCAUUGUUCACAAGAGGCCAACUCUUUGACGGUAACCCCGUACAUCGCAUCACGUUUGCAUCACGUACCGGCAACACGAUAAAGUAGCUGCAACUUGCUGUGGUGCACUCGCGAAUACAAUCAAAUCGGUUGUUCGUGAUCAAUAACAACGUUGCCGUUCUAUUGUGUGUACGCGUGUCGCCGUAGACAUCUGUCCACCUGCCGGCGCGUGUCAUUCAUUCCCAACGAAGCUUCUGAAAUCGUCUCACACCUACAAUGUCCAGUGAUUCGAUUAAAACUGUAAGUAAUGAUUUAGUAUCGAAUUUUUUGUAGACGCAUCCACCCCCCCUCCCAACUUAUAUACUUGUGUAUUUUAAAUUUGGAUUUCCAUUGAUGGAUGUUUUUUUUUUUUUCAAAAUAUAUUGUUUUUUGACAAAUCACGUAGACACGUAACGAGCGUUAUCGACGAAUGAAUAUAUUAAUCAAUUUAGAUAGGUAACUGACAUCGUCGGAAGGUACUUGAAAAAAGUCAUCUUUCGUGAUCUUUUUAUUUUCUUUAAAAAUUGAUAUAAAUUUACAACUGCUCUAUCCACUCGGGAUUUUUUAUUUCAUUAUUUAUUGUUGUCUUGAGUAUUUAAGCAACAUUUAAUUAAAAUCAACCAGCACUGGAUCUGAGGGAAGGAUGAGCAAAUUAUACCUAACGAGUGUCCAAAAAAAAAAAAUAAAAGAAAUUUCUUAUUGGUAGCUAAUUUCUAUGGGCACUAAUAAUAUGUUUAUCCCCCGGGUGUCAUAAUUUGAAAUUCUAGCACUAGGUAAUUAAAAUUGUCAUACUUGUCAGUGGUGCUGAAAUAGAUUCCCAAGUAUAGUGGUUGUCAUAGUGAAUAUAAUAGGAGAGUAUUAUAAGAUGUUGUAAAAAGUUGACUACACUAGAUAGUUAAUAUUUAAGAAUAAAAAGCAAAUAUUGAAAUACAUACCUAUUUAUUUCAAAGAUAGCAAUCAAAUUUAAUUAAUAUAUCUAUACUAUAUAUAUUUAUUUACUAGUACAAAACUGCAGCUGAGGUAUUUAAGUCCUAAAUAAAUUUGUUACUCCCCAAAAUUAUUUUUUUAGCUUGAUGCAUUUGUUACUCGUAAUGCCAAUAAUAUUAGCCUUUAUUUUCUGUCUAUUAAUGUUUUUUAUUUUUUAUAAUUCAUAUUUAUCAUCAACAGUUUAACAACGUAGAAUCACCUGGAUUCGUUGGUUUUGCCAACUUGCCGAAUCAGGUGCAUCGGAAAUCCGUGAAGAAAGGAUUCGAGUUCACGCUUAUGGUUGUCGGAGAGUCUGGCUUAGGAAAAUCCACACUAGUCAACAGUCUUUUCUUGACAGACUUAUAUCCUGAACGCACAAUUGCUGAUGCCAUUGGUACAGUGUACUUAACAUAAUUCUGUACUGAUAAGGUUAAAUUGUACUUUGUUUGCUGAACUAUGUAUUUACUACCUUUUGUAGCAAAAACCAAACAAACCGUAAAAUUAGAUGCGUCUACUGUAGAAAUUGAAGAACGUGGGGUGAAAUUACGACUUACAGUUGUAGAUACUCCUGGAUUCGGUGACGCUAUUGACAACUCGGAUAGGUAUACAAUAUAUACGCACUCAAUAUGAUAGUAAUAAAUUACUUUCAUUUUUAAUAUCUAACUAACCAUUUUUUGAAAAACAAUUUUAGUUUCCGAGCUAUUAUUCAAUAUAUAGAUGAACAGUAUGAACGAUUCUUAAAAGAUGAAAGCGGUUUAAACAGACGACACAUUAUUGAUAACCGUGUCCAUUGUUGUUUCUAUUUUGUUUCUCCGUUUGGCCAUGGGUAAGUUAGUCUUAAUCUUAAUUUAUUAAUCAAAUCAAAGGUCAUACUUGAUAAUAAAAUACAAUUUAUUAUUACUUUACAUUACUUUACUUUAACAAAAAAUUAACCAUUAAACACAAAUAAAUUGAAAAAAUCCACAAAAAAAUAUUAUAAUAGUUUUUGUUCAUUAUACAGUAUUAAUUAUUAUUAUAACAUAUUUUAAUUAAUGUAUCAAAUUAGUAUGUAUUCAUAUCAAAUCAUCUAAAAUGGUAAAUUUUACCUACCGAUUGUAAUAGAUGCCUAUUCUAAGUUAUAAUAUUUCGCGAUACAGCUAGUACAUUGUAUGUACUUAGUUCAUUUAAUUUGUGCUACACUAGUGAUAACAAUUUAAAAAAUUGAGUCAUUGUUUCUUAUGAAAAAAUAAUAAAACUAUGAUAGACCCCUAAGUAAAUAUAUUUUGAUGAAAAUAAAUAAAAAAAGAAGUCUUAAGUUAUGAAAAAUGAAAAAAAAAAUAGAAAAGACAAUUAAUUUUUAAUUUAUAGACUGAAGCCAUUGGAUAUUGAAUUAAUGAAAAAAUUACACAACAAAGUAAACAUAGUUCCUGUUAUUGCUAAAUCAGAUGUUCUUACAAAAAAAGAAAUACAGAAAUUAAAGAAAAGAGUAAAUAUAUUUAUUUCUUUACUUGUUACAUUUUAAUAGAUAUAUACAAUGUUAUUGAAUUAUAAACAUAAAAACAUAAAAUAUUUAGAUUUUUAACGGAAUACAAAUCUUUUUACAGAUUCUCGAAGAAAUUGAAGCCAGUGGUAUUAAGAUUUAUCCACUACCUGAUUGUGAUAGUGAUGAAGAUGAAGACUACAAAGAACAGGUCUUUUAAAAAUAUUCAAUUGGUCAGUUUUGUUCUUCAAAUGAAGAAUUACAAAUAUUUUACAGGUAAAACAAUUAAAAGAAGCAGUACCCUUUGCAGUAUGUGGUGCAAAUCAGUUAUUAGAAGUAAGGGGUAAAAAAGUACGUGGGCGUUUCUAUCCUUGGGGUGUUGUUGAAGUGGAAAAUCCUGAACAUUGUGACUUCAUAAAAUUACGUACUAUGUUGAUGUAAAUAUAAACUUCCAUUAACUAUAAUUAACUAUAAAAUUGAUGAAUAGUAUUCAAAUACUCGUUUGUAUGUUUUUAGCACACACAUGCAAGAUCUGCAAGAAGUAACACAAGAAGUACAUUAUGAAAAUUAUCGAUCUGAACGUUUAGCAAAAGGAGUUCCUGUGCCGAAAAGAACAACGUAUGUGUAAUAAAUUAUUCUAUUUAUGUUUAAUGUUUACAAGAAUUUGUUACGAUUUUCUAUAUUUGAAUAUAGAUCUCUUCCUGAACAUGAGAAAAAUGUUGGCUCAGAAAAAGAUAGAAUGUUGCAGGAAAAAGAAGCUGAACUUAAACGAAUGCAAGAUGUUAUUGCAAAGAUGCAAGCUCAAAUGCAACAACAAACGCCAUAAUUUCCAUGUUAUCCAUAUUUUUUUUACACAAUUUUGUGUGGAAACAACAAAUAUCUUUAUGAUGCCAUAAUUCAAAACUAUUAAUUUAUUCUACUAAAUAGUGUAACUUAAAUUAUAAAAAUUAAUAUUAUCAUUUUUACAUUUUGAACUUUAAAUAAUUAUUGAUUUACAAUUUAAAUUAUUAAUUUAUUUUACAAUUAGCAACUAGUAAUUUUACUACUAGUACAAUGUUAUUAUGCAACUACUUUGAACCAAAAGGGGUUUUUAAUUUCAUCAUUUAUAAAAAUAAACAAUAGCUAUCUGAAUUUUGAUCAUAAAAACUAAGAACAGAUCUGAACCUUUUCAUUUUAAUGCAAGCAUUUAUUAAUAUAAUUAAUCCAUUUUAUAAAUUACCAGCAAUUAGUUUUAAUCAUAAAAUAUUUUAUUUAAAUAAAUUUGAUUUAACCAUUAUACUUUAUAAAGACGUACUUAAUUUUAGAUGGGGGCCCUAUAAUCUUUAAUCUUUUUUUUAUUAUUAUUAUUAAUAACAGGGAAUGUAAUUAAUAAAGAAAUCUAAAUUUAUAACAGUAAUUAAUUGUGCAAUGAAGUGACUUGUAGUGUUUUCAUUUUCUAUGCAUAUCAAAUAUUAUUUAUGUUCUCAUCAAUUUUUUUUACGUGCUUAUUUAUUUGUGGUUAAUUUGCCCAAAACUUUACUACAAGAUAUAUUGUUAGUAUAUUAUAAUAUUUAUAAUUGAUAUAUACCUAUUUAUUAGGUAUGUAUGUGAAAUAUAUUUUUAAAUACAAAUUCCUUUACUAAUUUUUUUUUUUUUAAUGAUAUAUACUUUAUAUAUUGUAUAAUAUUCACUAUACUUACAAUUUUAUACAAAAUGUUCAUAUUUAUCACAUUAUCCAUAAAAAAUAUUAUUUGCCUGUAUUAUAUAAAAUUAUUUUGAAUUAUACUAUUUUUAUUUUUAUAUCUAUAUUUUAAUACUAAAAAUACAUAAAUUAGUUUAUCAAAUUGUUAAAAAUCAAAAUAAUGUAUUACAAAACAGCAUUAAAAAAUCAAAUGUCUAUUUAUAAAUUAUAUUUUUAUAUAAUGUAUGUUCAAUUUUUUUUCAACAUUGUAUAAUGUAAAUGGUAC
Cinara cedri is the source of this 4547-nucleotide messenger RNA. Lineage: Eukaryota; Metazoa; Arthropoda; Insecta; Hemiptera; Aphididae. The record is from the annotation of a GenBank genome assembly.